UGUGCCUGGCCGCCAUGGCUUCAGGAGCGGGAUCAGGAGCGGGGUCGGCGACAGGAGCAUCGCCAGCAUUGGCCAAGGAUGUGGCACAAGUGCACAAGAUCAAGAGGCAGGAGAGGCGCCACGGAACGAGUCCUCUGACGGCCAUCAAGAAGCCCAAGCAGCUGGUCAGAAGCGCUCACGGCCUGAACAAGAAGCUGCUCAGCCAGAUGGGCUUCAUGAAGGUGAAGGCGCCCAACAGCCACAACAGGAAGCGCCUGGCGGUUGAGUCACGCCGCCACGCCUCGCGCGAUGAUUCACACAUGUUCAUCAUCAAAUUGCCGCCAAAUAUGCACUACUAUGCAGGACCCGCUGCGAAGAAUGCGCUGACGGAUCACCCGGCCAGCGACAAGUCGCUUGAUGUUGCUGCUGCUGCUGCUGCUGGUGGCAACGCACCCAACAAGAUGGCAACAGCAACAGCCACAACAUCGGGCACACGAGCAACAUCAACAUCGGUCGCUGAGGCGUCGGCGUUGAAAGCUAACGGGAAAAAGGUCUCGUUUCCCUUCAGCUCCAACGGCCGGCCAGGCCGCAUCUACCACUGGAACCUACCGGUCCUGAAGCAGGCGCUGGCCAAGAAGCCGCACUUUGCCCACGUCUCUGCAGCGGAUCGCAACAGGCUGCUGGAUAUCGAGAGCGUGCCCACCUGGCGCCAGCCCUGGGAGAACGAGACCGCUGAGAAGGGCUUCAGUGCGGGCAGCGGCAAGUCCAAGUACCGCAAGUCCCUCAAGCCCAAGUCGCCCACAUACUAUGCUCCCUCGCAGGCGGUCAGUAAGCAGAGCUUCCACAAGUACUUUGCGGGGAAUGGAAAGCCCAAGGGCUUCUACGUCAUCAAGGAGCACCAGAGCAAGCCGCAGUUCUACCAGAACAUCAUCUCGUAAUCCGGUUAGUGCUGCCGGAACGAGCCAUUCCUUCAAAAGACUGCGUGGUGCAGGGUGUUCUAUUUCUACGACUUUUUCAGGGGCCAUCUGAUCCCCAUUUCCGUCCAGUUUCCGCUUGGAACACUUUCCGAGCUAUAACCGACCACUUCUAAGGACUGUGAAACAGUUUUGGGGUCAAGUCUAUUUUUAUAAGGCAGCAAUGAAUACAAUAACAGAUUUGGGCUGGUCGAAGGAGGAACAUAUCAACACGGAAAAUAGGUAGAAAGUUAAUCGGGUUAAAUAGAUUUGGAGCUAGAAUAUUUUUUAAAAAAUAUUUCAUAUAUAUUCUUAUAUCAAGUUAAGUUUCAACCCAAUUCCCAGAGAUUAAAAUGGCAAAAACUAAAUUUUAACUAAAGAAUAUAUCAAACAGAUUUCAAAGGGUAUUGGUUAAAAUAUUAUUUAACAAUAAUAAUAUUUACAUAAUAAACAUAUCCUCCAAAUCUGUAGCCAAUGAAGAUAAUCCCUUCGGAAGACCAGCCCAAACUGCAUCUUAGCUAAGCAUCUAUGGCAAGGCAAUAAAUAUGGCAAAUAUCAAGCUAGGUUUA
Drosophila serrata is the source of this 1501-nucleotide messenger RNA. RefSeq lists its product as uncharacterized. The record is from RefSeq and is a predicted model, not a curated record. Lineage: Eukaryota; Metazoa; Arthropoda; Insecta; Diptera; Drosophilidae.